Molecule: messenger RNA, 17664 nt
Organism: Coregonus sp. 'balchen'
Lineage: Eukaryota; Metazoa; Chordata; Actinopteri; Salmoniformes; Salmonidae
Source: the annotation of a GenBank genome assembly
AUGGCAGAGUGGCGGAUUGAGGGCAUGCAGCUGUCACAGAAAUGCAAGCUGGCCCAUGUGGAACUGACAAACGACUUAUGCCUAUUCAAAUGUUGUUAUGCUGUAUUAUAAUGUUAUAUAAUAAUGUUGCAUGAUCACCUUCCGGUGUAAAAACCAUGGAAAUUAAAAACAAAAAACUAUGUUUUAAGGUGAGAAUAGAUAUUGGUCUGAAGCCGGAAAAAAAAAGUUAAUUCAGGAGCACCACAAUGCCUAUUCCACCAAUGCUCUACCAAGGGUUUCCAGCACAUAGCUUUGACCUACUACAGUAGCUAUGUUGGUAUUGUACUUUAAACUAUGUGUAGGCAGGUUGAUUAGGAUUCAAACCUUCUCAAACAGCCUAAUUCAACUCUUCAGAGGGAUAAUGGACUUUACAGUGCCCUGCUAUUAAAAUGAUGUAUACCGGUAGGCGACUCCGGGAUGCUGACCUAAGCAGAGUUGCAAAGAAAAAGCCAUAUCUCAGAUAUGUUUCUCAUGUCUACACUGUAUUUCUGAUCAAUUCUAUGUUAUUUUAAUGGACAAAAAAAAAGUAAUUUUCUUUCGAAAACAAGGACAUUUCUAAGUGACCCCAAACUUUUGAACGGUAAUGUAUAUAUACAGUACCAGUCAAAAGUUUGGACACACCUACUCAUUCAAGGGUUUUUCUUUAUUUGUACUAUUUUUUACAUUGUAGAAUAAUAGUGAAGACAUCAAAACUAUGAAAUAACACAUAUGGAAUCAUGUAGUAACCAAAAAAGUGUUAAACAAAUCAAAAUAUAUUUUAUAUUUGAGAUUCUUCAAAUAGCCACCCUUUGCCUUGAUGACAGCUUAUAUGUAUUUUUAGAUAUACUGUAUUUUUAGAUAUACUGUAGGCCUAUUGUAAAUGUGUAUUAUUAUUGCGUCACCAUCUUUAUUGCAGUACAAACAUAACUUUAAACUACACAUUAUUUUGACAGAGGUAAUGAACUGUCCAUUGAUCAGAAAAGCAAUUGAUAAAACAGGACCAUGUUUGAAACACAAGUGGUUCUGACCUUAAUUCAAUAUUACACAGGUAAGAUAACAGUUACAGAAAUCAGGAAUGCAGACAGGCUCUAUCUAUCUGAGCUACUGUGUCCAACACACCACCACCUGUUGUUAUGUUGUGCACCUACUGACCAAAAAAAGGAUGUUAUUAUGAUUAUUAUGUAUUGCUAAAAUAAAGGUUAAAGGAAACACAGGCAUGCACCACAUUACUACAAGACAAAACAGCUCAAUCAAGCCUGAUGGUCUUUUAAGAAUAAAAGCAAAGUUUGCUUUCAGUUAAAAAAAAAUAAUAAAUGAAAAUAUAGUGUAAUGGGUGUAAUAUUCAUGUGUGUCAGCAUACUGAAUUGUAAUUGGGUGCGUUCUACCAUCGUAUCAUACUGCGUUAUGAUUGGUUAAGACCACCCAGGUGGUGAGGUCAUCUUCAAGAUGAUCAUGGCCGGAGACACAUGAACAUGCCAGUUAUAGCUAGCUAAUAAAGAGUUACGUUUAUAAAGAUCCUGUCGUCCUGCAUUUUAUUAUUUUAUAUAAAGCAUACAAAACAAGACAAUGGGAUAAUGUCUUACUGUGGUGUGUGAAGAAUGGCCCUCAUGUGAAUUUCCUUUCUUUUUCGGCUUCAGACCAAUGCCUAUUCUCACUUAAAACAUUUUUUUUUUUUGUAUAAGCCUAUGCCGUUUGUAUGCUCAUGGAUUUCAAAUGUGGUUUGGUAUAAUAUAUAUAUACACUGCUCAAAAAAAUAAAGGGAACACUAAAAUAACACAUCCUAGAUCUGAAUGAAUGAAAUAAUCUUAUUAAAUACUUUUUUCUUUACAUAGUUGAAUGUGCUGACAACAAAAUCACAAAAAAAAAUUAUCAAUGGAAAUCAAAUGUAUCAACCCCAUGGAGGUCUGCAUUUGGAGUCACACUCAAAAUUAAAGUGGAGAACCACACUACAGGCUGAUCCAACUUUAAUGUAAUGUCCUUAAAACAAGUCAAAAUGAGGCUCAGUAGUGUGUGUGGCCUCCACGUGCCUGUAUGACCUCCCUACAACGCCUGGGCAUGCUCCUGAUGAGGUGGCGGAUGGUCUCCUGAGGGAUCUCCUCCCAGACCUGGACUAAAGCAUCCGCCAACUCCUGGACAGUCUGUGGUGCAACGUGGCGUUGGUGGAUGGAGCGAGACAUGAUGUCCCAGAUGUGCUCAAUUGGAUUCAGGUCUGGGGAACGGGCAGGGCCAGUCCAUAGCAUCAAUGCCUUCCUCUUGCAGGAACUGCUGACACACUCCAGCCACAUGAGGUCUAGCAUUGUCUUGCAUUAGGAGGAACCCAGGGCCAACCGCACCAGCAUAUGGUCUCACAAGGGUUCUGAGGAUCUCAUCUCGGUACCUAAUGGCAGUCAGGCUACCUCUGGCGAGCACAUGGAGGGCUGUGCGGCCCCCCAAAGAAAUACCACCCCACACCAUGACUGACCCACCGCCAAACCGGUCAUGCUGGAGGAUGUUGCAGGCAGCAAAACGUUCUCCACGGCGUCUCCAGAGUCUGUCACAUGCUCAGUGUGAACCUGCUUUCAUCUGUGAAGAGCACAGGGCGCCAGUGGCGAAUUUGCCAAUCUUGGUGUUCUCUGGCAAAUGCCAAACGUCCUGCACGGUGUUGGGCUGUAAGCACAACCCCCACCUGUGGACGUCGGGCCCUCAUACCACCCUCAUGGAGUCCGUUUGAGCAGACACAUGCACAUUUGUGGCCUGCUGGAGGUCAUUUUGCAGGGCUCUGGCAGUGCUCCUCCUGCUCCUCCUUGCACAAAGGCGGAGGUAGCGGUCCUGCUGCUGCGUUGUCGCCCUCCUACGGCCUCCUCCAUGUCUCCUGAUGUACUGGCCUGUCUCCUGGUAGUGCCUCCAUGCUCUGGACACUACGCUGACAGACACAGCAAACCGUCUUGCCACAGCUCGCAUUGAUGUGUCAUCCUGGAUGAGCUGCACUACCUGAGCCACUUGUGCACCGCCAGCAUUCAAAAGUGACCAAAACAUCAGCCAGGAAGCAUAGGAACUGAGAAGUGGUCUGUGGUCACCACCUGCAGAACCACUCCUUUAUUGGGGGUGUCUUGCUAAUUGCCUAUAAUUUCCACCUGUUGUCUAUUCCAUUUGCACAACAGCAUGUGAAAUGUAUUGUCAAUCAGUGUUGCUUCCUAAGUGGACAGUUUGAUUUCACAGAAGUGUGAUUGACUUGGAGUUACAUUGUGUUGUUUAAGUGUUCCCUUUAUUUUUUUGAGCAGUGUAUAUAUAAUAUAGAAAUAUAUUUCCACCUACCUGUGUUGCAGUAAUAAGAAGCUGCGCAAUCUGCCCAACUACUUCAUCGUGAACCAGGCGGUGAGCGACUUCCUCAUGGCUUUCACACAGUCGCCAAUCUUCUUCAUUAACUGUCUCUAUAAAGAGUGGAUUUUUGGCGAAUACGGUAAGUCAUCCACCCUUUCUCUCCUUUGUCACCACACCAUCUCAAACGUUUGGUUUUCAUAUAGUUCAAGUGCAAAAUUUACCAUAAACCGCAUUAUAAUCUAGUGGCAUGAUUUAAUUAGAAACUUUUCUUCAACAAUGUGCGCUAUAAAGAGGCUACUGUUUACGUAUUGCUCAGUUUCCUAAACUCUAGUUAGAUAAUAGUCUCCUAAUAAUGCACAUUGUUGAAAAAUAAUUCAAAUUAAAUCUUACUGCGAGAUUAUAAUGAGGUUUAUGGUAUUUUUUUGCACAAUUUUUUUUGCACUACGUAAAUGUUGGCCAUUGUGUUCAACCACCAUGGUGGACGGUGAAAGGGAACACCCCAAGAGUAACACAAAACAUUAUUUGUUGCUAUUUGUUCAUGUUGACUAUUGAUAAUUGAUACUUUUCUAGUCUCCUUUUCUAGCGACGGUUACAAUCUGAAUCUCUGAACAGGCAUUGUUGGUUUUGACCUGCAUUUGAACUGUGUGUCUGCAGGAUGUAAAAUGUAUGCCUUCUGUGGGGCUCUCUUUGGCAUCACCUCCAUGAUCAACCUGUUGGCUAUCUCAAUUGACCGCUACCUGGUCAUCACCCAGCCACUCAAGGCCCUCGGCCGGUCGUCAAGGCGUCGGACCACCCUGGCAAUACUAAUGGUGUGGCUCUACUCUUUUGCCUGGAGUUUUGCCCCACUUGUUGGCUGGAGUAAGUCCUUUCACCAACAACUCAACAAAUUCACAUCCUCAAAUGUUAAGAAGUAAAUGUAAAAAUGGUUGGUUGCCGGUUCGAACCCAAGGGCUGAUAGGGUCGCUGGCAUCAAUAUUUCUGCUGUUGUGCCCUGGAGCAAGAUAUUUAACCAUUAAAAUGCUUCAUGGGCUGUGUUGCGCCCAGCCAAUUAAAUUAAACAUCUAUUAUAUCCUAUCCUAUUAGAUCAUAUCCUAUCCUAUUCUAUCCUAUCCUAUCCUAUCCUAUUAGAUCCUAUCCUAUCCUAUUAGAUCCUAUCCUAUCCUAUUAGAUCCUAUCCUAUCCUAUUAUAUCCUAUCCUAUUCUAUUCAACACAUCCAGUACCUGCCAGGAUUUUCACUGUAGUGUGUAUAUAUAUUUUUUUGAUUGGCUCUUACAGGCUCCUAUAUCCCAGAGGGCCUCAUGACUUCCUGCACUUGGGAUUAUGUGACAUACACAUACGCCAACCAGAGCUACACCAUGAUGCUGUGUUGUUUUACCUUCUUCAUCCCGCUGGGAGUCAUCUUCUACUGCUACCUCUUCAUGUUCCUGGCCAUCCGCACUGCCAGCAGGUGGGACUACUAUGCCAGUUUCUUAGGUGGCAUAAUAAUAAUCGUAAUAAUCAUAUUAUAAUCAUCAUAUUAUUAACUGAGAGGCCACACUCUCUCAGGCUGGGACACCUACAUCCACCCCAGACCCUAAGCCUAAGCCUAAGCCUAAGCCUAACCAUGAACCUGUCCCUAACCUUAGCCAUGCUCUGUGACUUUUAACUCAUACUAAUACGUCAGCUUACAGGUAUGUGACAUAUAACUCCAUUGGUUACAUGUCACUAUUUUGACAUGUACUGUAUGUCCCUAACCCUGGCCAUGCUUUGUGACAUAUAACGAAUAUGUAAUUAAAUAAGUAAUUAACACAACUAAUAUGUCAACUUAUGUGACAUACAGUGGGGAAAAAAAGUAUUUAGUCAGCCACCAAUUGUGCAAGUUCUCCCACUUAAAAAGAUGAGAGAGGCCUGUAAUUUUCAUCAUAGGUACACGUCAACUAUGACAGACAAAAUGAGAAAAGAAAAUUCAGAAAAUCACAUUGUAGGAUUUUUUAUGAAUUUAUUUGCAAAUUAUGGUGGAAAAUAAGUAUUUGGUCACCUACAAACAAGCAAGAUUUCUGGCUCUCACAGACCUGUAAUUUCUUCUUUAAGAGGCUCCUCUGUCCUCCACUCGUUACCUGUAUUAAUGGCACCUGUUUGAACUUGUUAUCAGUAUAAAAGACACCUGUCCACAACCUCAAACAGUCACACUCCAAACUCCACUAUGGCCAAGACCAAAGAGCUGUCAAAGGACACCAGAAACAAAAUUGUAGACCUGCACCAGGCUGGGAAGACUGAAUCUGCAAUAGGUAAGCAGCUUGGUUUGAAGAAAUCAACUGUGGGAGCAAUUAUUAGGAAAUGGAAGACAUACAAGACCACUGAUCAUCUCCCUCGAUCUGGGGCUCCACGCAAGAUCUCACCCUGUGGGGUCAAAAUGAUCACAAACGGAGCAAAAAAUCCCAGAACCACACGGGGGGACCUAGUGAAUGACCUGCAGAGAGCUGGGACCAAAGUAACAAAGCCUACCAUCAGUAACACACUACGCCGCCAGGGACUCAAAUCCUGCAGUGGCCAGACGUGUCCCCCUGCUUAAGCCAGUACAUGUCCAGGCCCGUCUGAAGUUUGCUAGAGUGCAUUUGGAUGAUCCAGAAGAGGAUUGGGAGAAUGUCAUAUGGUCAGAUGAAACCAAAAUAUAACUUUUUGGUAAAAACUCAACUCGUCGUGUUUGGAGGACAAAGAAUGCUGAGUUGCAUCCAAAGAACACCAUACCUACUGUGAAGCAUGGGGGUGGAAACAUCAUGCUUUGGGGCUGUUCUUCUGCAAAGGGACCAGGACGACUGAUCCGUGUAAAGGAAAGAAUGAAUGGGGCCAUGUAUCGUGAGAUUUUGAGUGAAAACCUCCUUCCAUCAGCAAGGGCAUUGAAGAUGAAACGUGGCUGGGUCUUUCAGCAUGACAAUGAUCCCAAACAUACCACCUUUCAAGGUCCUGGAGUGGCCUAGCCAGUCUCCAGAUCUCAACCCCAUAGAAAAUCUUUGGAGGGAGUUGAAAGUCCGUGUUGCCCAGUGACAGCCCCAAAACAUCACUGCUCUAGAGGAGAUCUGCAUGGAGGAAUGGGCCAAAAUACCAGCAACAGUGUGUGAAAACCUUGUGAAGACUUACAGAAAACGUUUGACCUGUGUCAUUGCCAACAAAGGGUAUAUAACAAAGUAUUGAGAAACUUUUGUUAUUGACCAAAUACUUAUUUUCCACCAUAAUUUGCAAAUAAAUUCAUUAAAAAUCCUACAAUGUGAUUUUCUGGAAAAAAGAUUCUCAUUUUGUCUGUCAUAGUUGACGUGUACCUAUGAUGAAAAUUACAGGCCUCUCUCAUUUUUUUAAGUGGGAGAACUGGCACAAUUGGUGGCUGACUAAAUACUUUUUCCCCCCACUGUAUACUGUAACUACAAGAUGUCAUAAUUACUGUGUAAAUCUAUGGAAGGGGAUGAGAACCAUGAGCCUCCUAGGUUUUGUAUUGAAGUCAAUGUACCCAGAGGAGGACGGAAGCUAGCCGUCCUCCGGCUACACCAUGGCGCUACCUUACAGAGUGCUUUUGAGGCUGCUGUAGACCUUCAUUGCAAAACAGUGUGUUUUAAUCAAUUAUUUGGUGACGUGAAUAUCUUUGGUACAGUUUUAUCUAAAAAGUAUAACUUUUUAAAUGUUUCACAAUUUUUAUAAAAUUCACUAAGGAGGAUGGUCCUCCCCUUCCUCCUCUGAGGAGCCUCCACGGCUCCACACCCAGGAGGGUUGUUCCAGGUCUCCCCACAUGAAAAAAGUAGUAUUCACUGUAGUGUUUUUGCUGACUUUACUGAAUUAUUUACUGUAGUGUUGUUGCUGACUUUACUGUAGUUUUCACUGCAGUAUUUUUGCUGACUUUACCGUAGUAUUCAAUGUAGUGUUUUUUCUGACUUUACUGUAGUAUAUACAGUUUACUAUAGUAUUAAUAGUGUAGUUAAAAACACUGUAGUAUAUACUGGAGUAUUUACUGUAGUGUUUUUGUUUUAUUAUCUUUGACAUAUAAUUGGGGUCUUUCUCCUUGAGGAAACCUUCAUUUACAUUUACAUUUUAGUCAUUUAGCAGAUGCUCUUAUCCAGAGCGACUUACAGUUAGUGCAUUUGUCUUAAGAUAGCUAGGUGGGACAACCACAUAACUCGAGGUGAGGAGGGGGAUUAUUUAAGAUACUCUUUGAAGAGGUAGGGUUUCAGGUGCUUUCAGAAGAUGGGCAGGGACUUUACUGUCCUAGCUUCAGGGGGAAGCUGGUUCCACCAUUUGGUUGCCAGGAAAGUGAAGAGCUUGGACUGGACUGAGCGGGAGCUGCCCUCCCAUAGGGGUGGGAGUGCCAAGAGACCAGGGGUGGCAGAGCGGAGUGCUUGGGUUGGGGUGUAGCCUGAAGGUAGGGAGGGGCAGUUCCACUUGCUGCUCUGUAGGCAAGCACCAUGGUCUUGUAGUGGAUGCGAGCUUCGACUGGAAGCCAGUGGUGUGGAGGAGCUUGGUGACAUGGGAGAACUUGGGAAGGUUGAAAACCAGGCGGACUGCAGCGUUCUGGAUAAGUUGCAGGGGUUUCAUGGCACAAGCGGGGAGCCCAGCCAACAGCGAGUUGCAGUAGUCCAGACAGGAGAUGACAAGUGCCUGGAUUAGGACCUGCGCCGUUUCCUGUGUGAGGUAGGGUCGUACUCUACGGUUGUUGUAGAGCAUGAACCUGCAGGAGCGAGUCACUGCUUUGAUGUUUGCAGAGAACUACAGGGUGUUGUCCAGGGUCACGUCAAGUUUCUUUGCACUCUGGGAGGGCGACACUGUGGAGUUGUCAAUCGUGAUGGAGAGGUCUUUGAGCGGGCAGGCCUUCCCCAGGAGGAAGAGCAGCUCCGUCUUGUCAAGGUUGAGCUUGAGGUGGUGGGCCAACAUCCAAGCUGAGAUAUCUGCCAGGCAUGCAGAGAUGCGUGUCGACACCUGGGUGUCAGAAAGGGGGAAGGAGAAAAGUAAUUGAGUGUCAUCCACAUAGCAAUGAUAGUAGAUACCAUGUGAGGAUAUGACAGAACCGAGUGACUUGGUGUAUAGAGAGAAGAGGAGAGGGCCUAGAACCGAGCCCUGGAGGACACCAGUAGUGAGAGUACGUGGUGCAGACAAAGAUCCUUGCCACGUCACCUGGUAGGAGUGGCCUGCCAGGUAGGAUGCAAUCCAAGAGUGUGCAGAGCCUGAGACGCCCAUCCCUGAGAGGGUAGAAAGGAGGAUCUGAUGGUUCACGGUGUCGAAGGCAGAGGAUAGAUCUAGGAAGAUGAGAACAGAGGAGAGAGAGUUGGAGAGCCUCCAUGAGUCUUGGCUGAGUGAACUGUUUUGAAGCCUGACUGGUUAGGGAAGAUUGUUCUGAGAGAGAUAACGAGAGAGUUGAUCAGAGACAGCACACUCAAGUGUUUUGGAAAGAAAAGAAAGAAGGGAAACAGUUUUUGAUGUCAGAUGAGUCUAGUGUUGGUUUCUUGAGGAGGGGAGCAACUCAGGCCAUUUUGAAGUCAGAGCGGACGCAGCUAGUGAUCAGGGAUGAGUUGAUGAGGGAAAUGAGGAAUGGGAGAAGGUCUCCAGAGAUGGUCUGGAGAAGGGAGGAGGGGAUGGGGUCGAGCGGGCAGGUUGUCGGGCGGCCAGACCUCACAAGUCACAGGAUUUCAUCUGGAGAGAGAGGGGAGAAGGAGGUCAAGACGUAGGGUAGUUCGAUGUGAGUGAGACCAGUGGACUCAAUAGGCUGAGUAAAUGAGGAGUGGAUGUCGUCGACCUUCUUUUCAAAGUGGUUGACAAAAUCAUCCGCAGAGAGGGAGGAGGGAUGGGGUGGAGGAUUAAGGAGGGAGAAGAAGGUGGAAAAUAGUUUCCUAGGGUUAGAGGCGGAAGUUUGAAAUGUAUAGUGAUAGAUAGUGGCUUUGGCAGCAGAUACAGAGGAAGAGAAGGUAGAGAGGAGGGAGUGAAAGGAAGAUAGGUCCUCCGGAACCUUAGUUUUCCUCCAUUGUUGCUCAGCUGCCCGCAGCCCUGUUCUUUAAGCUCGCAAUGAGUCACUCAGACACGGAGGGGAGGGUCGAGCCGGCCGGGAGGAAAGGGGACAGUGCAACUCAUAGGAUGCAGAAAGGGAGAAGAUUAGGGCCGAAGAGGCAGAAUUAGGAGACAGGAGGGAGAAGGAUUUAGCAGAAGGGAGAGAUGAUAUGAUAGAAAAGGGGAGAGUAGUGAGAGAGGGAGCGAAGAUUGCGAUGGCGCAUGACCAUCUGGGUAGGGGAUGAGUGGCUAGGGUUGGAGGAAAGGGAGAAAGUAAAGGAAACAAAGUAGUGAUCAGAGACUUGGAGUGGGAUUAUUAGAUGAGGUCAAAUGUAUUGCCUGCCUUGUGAGUUGGAGGGGAUUGGGAAAGGGUGAGGUCAAAAAAGGCAAGGAGGUGAAAGAGAGAGUUGGAAAGAAAUGAAUCGAAGGCAGACGUCGGGAGGUUGAAACCCGGAAUUCCACAUGGGUUGUGCGUGCAGGGUAGACUAAAUUAGAAGGGUUGCAGCCAGGGGUGGGGAGCGUCUGUAAAGCCUCCAGGGAGAGGAGCCAACAGGUAUAGAAAACACACACAUAGUUGCCAAAGCUACAAAAGAGCAAAAUGAGAUCAGAAAAUAACUAGGUACUAGGUCAUUGUAGGCUGUUUUCAUGUUAUCCAGAGGUAAACAAUUAACCAUAAUCCCAAUUUUGUUCCCAAUUUUGUGUUUGGAAGUAGCUAGCAAGCUAGCCAAUGUUAGCCAGUUAGCUUGGGUGCUUGACUGCCGUUGUGAGGUCAGAACGCUUGGAUCAACCCUACUCAUCGGCCAGAGCGUCAAGUGUGCGCUCUGAACGCUCCGAGAGCGAAACGAGAUGGGUGGGGCUAAAGCUUAAGAGGGUGUGAACGAUGCUGAAUGGGUGUAGACAAAGAAGAGCUCUUCAGUAGAUACCAAAAUAUUCAAAGGCCAUUUUCUCAAAAGUGAGAUUACAAGUUUAUCAACUUUCAAAGCAGAAUUACUUUCCCAUUGUUCCCUUAAAUGCAGUGUAUGAUAUACCAUUUUGUAGCUCUGUGUCUGCUUUUAUCCAAUGUAAAAAACACAAUUUCAAAUUUUCAGAAGUUCUGCUCUUUCUGUAACCAGGUAGGGAACACAAUAUAUGAUAUAUACUUGGCAUGUAGGUUUCUCACUUAUGGGUGGCUCAAAUUGGGAUAUGGUGAGGGGAACGGGCAGGGUAUAUACAAAUUAAAUACUUGUACUAUUGCUAUCGUUAAAAAACUGUAGGAAAAAACUGUAGUGUUUUUGUGGACGUUACUAUAGUAUUUAUAACAGUGUUUUUUUUGCGGAUAAUACUAUAGUAUUUACCAUAGUAUUUUACAGUAUACUACAACCAGUGGUGGCUGGUGGGAAGAGCUAUAGGAGGAUCAGCUCAUUGUAAUGGCUGGAAUGGAAUCAAUGGAACAGUAUCAAACACAUUGAACAUAUGGAAACCACGUUUGACUCCGUUCCAUUUAUUAUAUUCAGCCAAAACAAUGAGCCCGUCCUCCUAUAGCUCCUCCCACCAGCCUCCACUGACUGCAACAUUCUAUAGUAAGUACUACACAUGAUCGAAGGAUACUACAGCGUGUAGUAUAUUAUUCUAAUGUUUACUACAUAAUUCUAUAGUAAGUACUGUAGUAUUCUAUAGUAAACUGUAGUAUUUUUUUCAUGUGGGUUGUCCUUUGUGUCAUUGUUUCCACCUAACAGACAGGCCCCUCUGUAUGUGCCUGCAGGGAAGUAGAGAACCUGGGGACACAAGUGAGGAAAUCCACCCUGAUCCAGCAGAAGAGCAUCAAGAAUGAGUGGAAGCUGGCCAAAAUCGCCUUUGUGGUCAUUGUUGUGUAUGUGCUGUCCUGGUCGCCGUAUGCCACCGUCACCAUGAUCUCCUGGGCAGGGUAAACAUAUCAAAUAUAUACAAAAGCUUGGGUAACAUAUCUACAAUGGCUUUAUAUGUUUAUUUUUGACGUCAUCCAAUGAGACCAUGUAGCAAUGUCCACGGUUUCCAAGAUACUAGUGUAGCCUCUGCUGGAUGUUUAUUGUUUAUGUUUGUAUUUCUAGAGCUACUGGAUGUACAGUGUGUGAGCAUGUUUGUCUUGCUUUGCCUUUUUGAUGUACAUGCAUUGAGUGAUAUUUUCACAAGCUUUACAUUCAGAUCAUACUGAGGUAUUCUGCACUUUUCAAGAUUAGAUUUACCACCAAUCUUGGCAUUUCUGUUCUUGUUUCCAAAAUGUAGGGGAUUUUUUUUGGGUUUUCUGAAAGAAUAUGUCAAAUCCCAGUAUGAAUUCCGGCCCCACCGCUCCCUCUCUCUCUCUCUGUCGCCUCUCUCAUUUGAAAUAUAUCUCUGUCCCCCCAAAAAAGUUAUAAUACCCCCCCCAAAAAUAUAUACAGUGCCUUCGGAAAGUAUUCAGACCCCUUGACUUUUUCCACAUUUUGUUACGUUACAGCCUUAUUUUAAAAUUGAUUAAAUUGUUUUUUUCCCCCCCUCAUCAAUCUACACGCAAUGCACCAUAAUGACAAAGCAAAAACAGGUUUUUAGAAAUGUUUGCUAAUAUAUUACAAAUAAAAAACCGAAAUAUCACAUUUACAUAAGUAUUCAGACCGUUUACUCACUACUUUGUUUAAGCACCUUUGGCAGCGAUUACAGCCUUGAGUCUUCUUGGGUAUGACGCUACAAGCUUGGCACACCUGUAUGGAGUUUCUCCCAUUCUUCCCUGCAGAUCCUCUCAAGCUCUGUCAGCUGUACAGCUAUUUUCAGGUCUCUCCAGAGAUGUUCGAUCGGGUUCAAGUCUGGGCUCUGGCUGGGCCACUCAAAAACAUUCAGAGACUUGUCUCGAAGCCACUCCUGCGUUUUCUUGGCUGUGUGCUUAGGGUCGUUGUCCUGUUGGAAGGUGAACCUUCGCCCCCAGUCUGAGGUGCUGAGCGCUCUGGAGCAGGUUUUCAUCAAGGAUCUCUCUGUACUUUGCUCCGUUCAUCUUCCCCUCGAUCCUGACUAGUCUCCCAGUCCCUGCUGCUGAAAAACAUCCUCACAGAAUGAUGCUGCCACCACCAUGCUUCACCGUAGGGAUGGUGCCAGGUUUCCUCCAGACGUGACGCUUGGCAUUCAGGCCAAAGAGUUCAAUCUUGGUUUCAUCAGACCAGAGAAUCUUGUUUCUCAUGAUCUGAGAGUCUUUAGGUGCCUUUUGGCAAACUCCAAGCGGGCUGUCAUGUGCCUUUUACUGAGGAGUGGCUUCCGUCUGGCCACUCUACCAUAAAGGCCUAAUUGGUGGAGUGCUGCAGAGAUGGUUGUCCUUCUGGAAGGUUCUCCCAUCUCCACAGAAGAACUCUAGAGCUCUGUCUGAGUGACCAUCGGGUUAUUGGUCACCUCCAUGACCAACGCCCUUCUCCCCCGAUUGCUUAGUUUGGCCGGGCAGCCAGCUCUAGUAAGAGACUUGGUGGUUCCAAACUUCUUCCGUUUAAGACUGAUGGAGGCCAUUGUGUUCUUGGGGACCUUCAAUGCUGCAGAAAUGUUUUGCUACCCUUCCCCAGAUCUGUGCCUCGACACAAUCCUGUCUCGGAGCGCUACGGACAAUUCCUUCGACCUCAUGGCUUGUUUUCUGCUCUGACAUGCACUGUCAUCUGUGGGACCUUAUAUAGACAGGUGUGUGCCUUUCCAAAUCAUGUCCAAUCAAUUGAAUCUACCACAGGUGGACUCCAAUCAAGUUGAAGAAACAUCUCAAGGAUGAUCAACGGAAACAGGAUGCAACUGAGCUCAAUUUCAUGUCUCAUAGCAAAGGGUGUGAAUAUGUACAUAAGGUAUUUCAGUUUUUUUAUUUUUAAUACAUUUGCAAAAAAUUAUAUGAACCUGUUUUCCCAUUGUCAUCAUUGGGUAUUGUGUGUAGAUUGCUGAAUAAAAAAAAAUAUUGAAUCAAUUUUAGAAUAAGGCUGUAACGUGGAAAAAGUCAAGGGGUCUGAAUACUUUCCGAAGGUACUGCAUACACUACCGGUCAAAAGUUUUAGAAGACCAACUCAUUCAAGGGUUUUUCUUUAUUUUGACUAUUUUCUACAUUGUAGAUUAAUAGUGAAGACAUCAAAACUAUGAAAUAACUCAUAUGGAAUCAUGUAGUAACCAAAAAAGUGUUAAACAAAUCAAAAUAUAUUUUAGAAAAUAAUACUCUUGGCAUUCUCUCAACCAGCUUCAUGAGGUAGUCACCUGGAAUGCAUUUCAAUUAACAGGUGUGCCUUGUUAAAAGUUAAUUUGUGGAAUUUCUUUCCUUCUUAAUGCGUUUGAGCCAAUCAGUUGUGUUGUGACAAGGUAGGGGGGUUAUACAGAACAUAGCCCUAUUUGGUAAAAGACCAAGUCCGUAUUAUGGCAAGUACAGCUCAAAUAAGCAAAGAGAAACGACAGUUCAUCAUUACUUUAAGACAUGAAGGUCAGUCAAAACUGAACAUUUCAAGAACUUUGAAAGUUUCUUCAAGUGCAGUCGCAAAAACCAUCAAGCUCUAUGAUGAAACUGGCUCUCAUGAGGACCGCCACAGGAAUGGAAGACCCAGAGUUACCUCUGCUGCAGAGGAUAAGUUCAUUAGUGUUACCAGUCUCAGAAAAUGCUGCCCAAAUAAAUGCUUCACAGAGUUCAAGUAACAGACACAUCUCAACAUCAACUGUUGAGAGGAGAUUGUGUGAAUCAAGCCUUCAUGGUCGAAUUGCUGCAAAGAAACCACUACUAAAGGACACAAAUAAUAAGAAGAGACUUGCUUGGGCCAAGAAACAAGAGCAAUGGACAUUAUACCGGUGGAAAUGUGUCCUUUGUGAGAUGCGGUGUGGGUGAACGGAUGAUCUCCGCAUGUGUAUUUUCCACUGUAGAGCAUGGAGGAGGAGGUGGUAUGGUGUGGGGGUGCUUUGCUGGUGACACUGUCUGUGAUUUAUUUAGAAUUCAAGGCACAUUUAACCAGCAUGGCUACCACAGCAUUCUGCAGCGAUACGCCAUCCCAUCUGGUUUCCUCCACAGAGUGAAGGAAAAGCAGCCAACAAGUGCUCAGCAUAUUUGGGAACUCCUUCAAGACUGUUGGAAAGCAUUCCAGGUGAAGCUGGUUGAGCGAAUGCCAAGAGUGUGCAAUGCUAUCAUCAAGGCAAAGGGUGGCUAUUUGAAAAAAAAAAACUUGAAUGAGUAGAUGUUCUAAAACUUUUGACCGGUAGUGUAUAUAUAAAAAUGAUAGAUUCAAAUGAAUAAAUUCAACAAUGUGUUUUUCCCAUUACUACUGAGACAGAGGCUUCCUUAUAUAACAUUUACAUAUUUCUCUCCAUCUGUACUGGAAAGUACAUAAACCCUGGUCCAGCUGUUGAUAGAUGUUUUGGAUAAUCCCAACCAUUACACUGCCUUCGUUACUGGAUAAUGGAGUAAUGGAGAGAUUACUUACUUCUCUUCUGUCUUUACAGACACGCCAACAUUCUGUCGCCGUACUCCAAAGCCGUACCGGCAGUUAUAGCAAAAGCCUCUACCAUCUACAACCCUUUUAUUUAUGCCAUUAUACACACUAAGUACAGGUAAAUUACUGUGUGUUAUGUCAAUCCAAUGAAUGAAUAAAUUAACAAACAAACUAAUGACUGAAUUAAUGAAUUAAUGAAUGGAUGUUUUAUCAACCCUGACUAGGAAAAUUCACAUUCCUCUGUGCUAUUUACUGUAUAUAAAAAAUAAAAAAAACGUUUUUGAAAUGUUUUUUUUGUCCUCCAUGUCAUCUACAGGGCCACGUUGGCGGAGAAGGUACCUUGUUUGAGAUGUCUGUCACCGAGAAAGGACAAAAAGGACUUCAAUAGCGAGUCUUCCUUCCGAGAUUCCACCAUCAGCAGGCAGUCGUCUGUCUCAAGGACCCAUUUCUGCGCCGCUUCCUCCAUCUCCUCCAGUAUGGUAAGGUGUAGGGUGAAGCUGGGUCAGUUGUGUAUUCCCCUGCUAAUGGUUAAGGUUAUGAUUGGGGGGAGGGGAAGCUGAUCCUAGAUUUGUACCUAGCGGAAACUUCACCCUGGACCUAUAGUAAGAUCAAUGGCGUAGAUUUGACUUUAGGUCAACAUUAUCCCUAUGGCAGAACUUCACUGUAAAACUACUGACAUUAAACAACCAUAUGAGACAGACAUGAUAGUUUUAAAUAUAUUUUGAAGCUCUACAUUGUUACAAACAAAUGCUCAAAUGGAACCAAAAAAACAUAAACAAUGGGGUAAUUUAACUUUAUUCCAAAACACAGGGUCAAUAUUUAAACACUGCAGUUCAGGGAGGGACGACACCAGUGGAUGUCACGACUUCCGCCGAGGCUGCCUCCCCUCCUUGUUCGGGCAGGUUUCGGCGUUCGGCGUCACCGGCUUACUAGCUACUGCCGAUCCAUUUAUCAUCACUCCAUUUGUCUUGUCUUCAAUCACACACACCUGGUCCUUAUUCCCUCAUUAGUCAUGGUAUAAGUGUUCCCUCUGCUUCCUUGUCUGUGUGGGUGAUUGUUUAUUGUGGAGGUUAGUGAAGCUCGGUGGAGCUCGUGUAUUGUGUAUCGACGGGAGUAUUUUUCCCGUGUGCCUUGUAUUUUCCAGGGCGCCUGUUUUGUGCCCUGGAGUGUGUUUGACGCAUUUCUGUGUUAACCUGUAUUUUGAGGAUUAAAGCCUGUUAUUCUGUGAUUUAACCUCCUGCGCCUGACUCCUUCAUCACCACCUCAUCACAGUGGAGGCUGCUGAGGGGAGGACGGCUCAUAAUAAUGUCUGGAACAGAGCAAAUGGAAUGCCAUCAAACACAUGGAAACCAUGGAAACCAUGUGUUUGAUGUAUUUGAUACCAUUCCACUGAUUCCGCUCCAGCCAUUACCACGAGCCCGUUACCACGAGCCCGUCCUCCCCAAUUAAGGUGCCACUGACGACCUGUGGAGGACACUGUUUAUUACCAACACAUUAGAGUGGGAGGUUUCUGUUGCUGUAGGUGAAACAAAUUAAAUGUUGUCUAAUAUGAGCACUGAGCCUAGACAAGGUGUUGUGCCAUGUGGGUAUUUUCUUGGCUCGACCCUGCUGCUACCAUCACAGGCAUCUCAGAAGAAUCCUCUUUGCUUUUUGAAGAUUAUGGCUCCCUCAGGUUUUUCUUGUCGGGAAGCGAAAGUUGAACUAAAUCCAUAUAUGGUUCCUAACCACAGGUGUUUGGAGAUGUGGAGCUGGAUUCUCCAGAGCGGAACGACUCCUCCUUCAGAAGCACCUCGUCCUUUAAGAUGCCCAAAGACAAACGUUGCAAGACCAAGAUUAUUUGUGCUGCACAGAAGGUGAGAAAAGAGAUACUUUGUCACAUGGUUUACCUUUUUAUUUGCCAUUGGUUUGGGACACCUCCUCAGUCAUUGAACAUUAUGUUAUGAUAGCAAAUUGAUCUGAAUUGUACUACUUGAUUGAUGGAGCCUUUUAUGCCAUUUAGAAGACACUUUAUCCCAAGCCACUGAUAGUAGUGGAUGCAUACUUUUUCAUGUGGGUGGCCCCAGAGGGAAUCGAACCCGCAGCCCUGGUGUUCCAUGCACCAUGCUCUACCAACUGAGCCACACAGGACCACAUUAAACUUCAGCCCUGUAUUUACUGUCAUCAUUACCAUGCUCUUCUCAUGUCUGUGUUUCAGCCCAGCCCUGCACUGAAAGAAUCUAUGAGCGUCAGCGAACACGAGGUAGUGUCUGGCUCCUUCUGCAUGGCAGCCGUCCCCCUGCUGGCAUUAUCGAAGAGGAGCCAGAGUCUCCAGCUAUCCAAUGGAGGAGAGACGAGAGAGAGCGACAGCGGCAGCGAGCGCAGGAGCACCUUGGACUCCCCUAGUUUACGAGCCCAGCUUUCUCACAUCUCCAGUAUCCCGCAAAUCAUCAUCAGCCCAACGUCAGAGAGCAGCCUAACGUCGGAUGACAACCUGUUCUUAGAGGAGAAGCAGGGAGCCAUGAUGAGUCACGAGGCGGGCGAACUGCUGGUGGGCCUUCGGAGCUUGAACUGUUCCUCAGGGCUACUGGAGUCAGUGGAAAGAUUCCUCUCCUGAGUUCACCUACAAACUCUCAACUCUUUGUCUGUGUACCAAAUGGCACCCUAAACCAUUUGGAACUUUCUUUCCUUCUUAUUCUACCCCCCAGUUGGACAACCGAUCCAUUCCACCCAGCUCCUUUUUUGAAACAGACUUUUAGAAGGAGACCAAGGCCUAGAUCUGAUUGUGCUUUAAUGAACAGAAGGAAGAAAGAAACCCAGGAAGGGAGCAGCUGAUUCUGGUGUGCUCUGGUCACAAAAAAGUGUUGCCGGGUAGAAGGGAAUAUUCGAAGCCAGCUGAUUCAUUCCCCAGCCACUGUGAUUAACAUCCCAUUUUCUGCUGUUUGUUUACAUGGCCCC